Molecule: messenger RNA, 2863 nt
Organism: Lymnaea stagnalis (great pond snail)
Lineage: Eukaryota; Metazoa; Mollusca; Gastropoda; Lymnaeidae
Source: the annotation of a GenBank genome assembly
CCAACGCUUGGCAUGAGCACAUCAGCACGCUUCAAUUGACCCAAGUAAGGGAAUCCGGCUACCAGUCAUUCUAGAAGAACGAGCAUUUGCUAUCCAUACACCUUUUGUCUUCUCAUCAGCUCGCGUACUUGACAACUUAAAAAAAAAAGUAUGGAUCUGAAAUGUUUACUUACAAGUAAGAAUGUUCAUUCAAUUUUAGUUAACAUGUGAGACAAUCAUUCAGGGUUUACUAACAUGCGAGACAAUCAUUCAGGGUUUACUAACAUGCGAGACAAUAUUCUACGGUUCACUAACGUAUGAGACAAUCAUCAACGGCAGUGCUACUCAGAGUGCCGGUCCGUGGGCCAUCAUCCGCCUGUCCGUGGGCCAUCAUCCGCCGGUCCAGAGAGCAUGAAUAUUGAUGUUUAAAUAGAAAGAAAAUGUAAUUAAUAAAUCUGGCACCGGUCCCUGGUGCAGUUUCGAAACUUGUCCACCGGUCCGUGAAACUUAAAAGUUUGGGUUAACGUGGAUCUACGGUUUACUAACAUGCGAGACAAUCAUUUACGGUUUACUAACAUGCGAGACAAUCAUUCAGGGUUUACUAACAUGUGAGACAAUCAUUCAGGAUUUAUUAACAUGUGAAAAAGCCAUUAAAUCUUUACUAACAAGAAAGAAACAUUAAUUUCUAGUUAACAUAUAAGACAAGCAGUCGAGGUUUACUCAAAGGGAAGAACACUGUUUCUAUAUAACCAGCAGGAAUACUGUUUCUAUUUAACAAGGAAUGUUGUACUUGCCGAUAAUGAUAAUGUUAACAUCCUCACGAAUACGACCCUAUGACGACGACAUAAGAUCAUACUUUUAUCCGGACAGAACUGGCACCUGGAGUAGUCCACAUAAAAUCCGACCUUUGUAACGCUCCUGUUCGGAGAUAUGCAAGUAGAUAAGUCCAUUCGUGUAUAGUUUUGAUCCAAGUUCAUUUCUACUGAUAAAUUCUAACGGCUUCAAUAACUCAGUAAAGCACUGUAUAAUGAACCUAUUUCAGUUCAAUCGUGCAUUACAUAAAUAGGCCGUAUAUAUUGAUUAGAAUAAAAGUUUGUGGCUCGGAGAUAUUGAACUGGUGUUAUCGAAGCUUACCGGAGUGGAGUGGGGGGGGGGGGCGGGUUGACAUGGAUAUUUCAUUAGGACCUCGCUGGUGCCUUCAAAAACUUAAAUUAAAGCCCNUUAACAUCCUCACGAAUACGACCCUAUGACGACGACAUAAGAUCAUACUUUUAUCCGGACAGAACUGGCACCUGGAGUAGUCCACAUAAAAUCCGACCUUUGUAACGCUCCUGUUCGGAGAUAUGCAAGUAGAUAAGUCCAUUCGUGUAUAGUUUUGAUCCAAGUUCAUUUCUACUGAUAAAUUCUAACGGCUUCAAUAACUCAGUAAAGCACUGUAUAAUGAACCUAUUUCAGUUCAAUCGUGCAUUACAUAAAUAGGCCGUAUAUAUUGAUUAGAAUAAAAGUUUGGGGCUCGGAGAUAUUGAACUGGUGUUAUCGAAGCUUACCGGAGUGGAGUGGGGGGGGGGGGCGUGUUGACAUAGAUAUUUCAUUAGGACCUCGCUGGUUCCUUCAAAAACUUAAAUUAAAGCCCAUUGAUAAGGUCAUGUCAUAUAAAAACUAGCAGAGGUGCCACAUUUACUUUCACGGGGCGUCACGUUCGCAGCAUAAGAAGUAUUGAAAUCAAUCUGGAAAAUUAGACAUUCAGGGCCAUAUCUCUUUUGUAUGAGCAGACGCAUGUCCGACUCUGCUACAUGAGUUGAAUAUGGCAACAGUGUAGUAGACUCGGCUACAUGAGUUGAACGUGGCAAUAGGGUAAUAUACUCGGCUACAUAAGUUGAAUGUGGCAAUAGGGUAGUAGACUCGACUACAUGAGUUGAAUGUGGCAACAAGGUAGUACUCUACAUGAGUUGAAUAUCUCAACAGUGUUGUGUUCUACUAGAUGAUUUAGGGAUUCUUUCAACACGAUUCAGUACAACAAACCAACCCAGCUAACAAGAUGUUUUUGUAAAAUUAAAAUAAAAAUCGCUUGUUUAACAGAGAAUGUAUUUAUUUAUUUUAAAGACAAAACAUUUAAGAACAUUUAAGUUAUACAAUUUUUAAAUAUAUUAUAUUCAUAAAAUAAUUAUACAUAUUUACAUACAGUACUGUAAUAAUUAUAAAUUUUUAGAUCUAGACUCCGCUAUCGAAGGACUUGUAUCAAGUUGUUCUAACAUGCAUUCAUUUCAGCGAUCACUUUCCUCGCCACGAUUCGCUUGUCCAUAGAAUGCGGUCACGUCUUUCAAAAAGCUGUCAAUCGAAAUGGAGGGGUGAACUGUAAAAGUAUUUCACAAUUCGCUAACUGCCUGGCCUCGACAUACGUCAGAAUCGGAUCACCCUUUGGAGGCAACACAAGUAAAGUCAUUAUUAACGGCCUGUCAAAGGCUGCAGAAGACAUCUGUGGCUUCCACUGUGAUAUCAAGAACACUGCAAGGCCAAGGAGACGGCAGACGGCGUUUUCACCCGAUCUGGGAGUCGACUUCAAAAUCUGCGCCUUUGACUUUUUCUUGGAGGUAGGUGGCAACCCGCAAAAGGCGUGCGACAGGAUGCCUGACCUGGUUGUCUGCUUCCUGAAAGUGUCCGGCACCAAAGUGUCUCGAGACGCUCUUGAUUUAGGGACGUACAUCAUGCUUCAUAUACUAGACGCCAAGUUGGGAGUGAAGUGUGAGCCACCAAGCUUUUCCUCAUUGCGUUCAAAAUGUCAGGGAAUGAAAGCGUCAUGAAGCUGGUAGAACUUGUGUAUAUUUAAUUCCCGUUAAAAAAAAAAAAAAACCACCAAAUAAAUACCUAUUUGCAACGAGCCCGG